UCUGCAUUCUCACUGCAAAGUAGAUAUGUUCCAGCCAGAGUUAGAGCAGAGCUAGCUUGGGUUUAAGACAUUGAAAACCCACGUCAGAAGUUUUUUCUGUGUGUCUGGUUGGGGUGGUUAAAACCUGCAUAAGAGCCCAGGUUAACCAUGCAACCGAAGACAUGCCCCCCAGAUAUCCGAUUCCAGAAUUCUUGAUAAGAAUAGGUUAUGUGGUAGGUUGGAGGUGCAGUGAUUCUUGGAACGGAUAAUCUCUCCUGGCACCUUGUUCUCACUUCACUGGUCCAUGGUACCAGAGCAAAUGGUGGUUGUACCAUGCCUAGAAACAUUGGUUACAUCAGCCUUUUAUUUCAGUCCGUUAUUUUUCUUUGAUAUUCUGCCUGAAAGCCUUUGUUUCAUUUUUGCUAGUGUUUGAGUGGUACAUGGAAUAGUUUUGUGUGGGCCUCAGUCCUCUGAAGUGAGGGGCUGGGUAGUAUAGGCUCUGUCAUUUUGCCCUACUCCCCUAAAUUCCCCCCCCCAACUAUUUUAGCCUUUCCUUAAGAGGCCAUUUGCCAGUCUCCAACUUCUACAGCGUGUAUGUCUGUCCUGUAUCCUUCUAGAUCUAUGACAAAACAUACACAAUGGCUCCCAAUGCACUCUGCUUCAGCAACAUUGAAUCUUGCAGUGUGAUGUCAUCCUGGAACAGUACAAUAUACAGUGAUACUGAAAGCUAUGAUGUCAUACAAUGAACGGUAACACCUUCAUAGGAAACCUCUAUUACAGAAAAUGCCCUCCAUGGUCCUUGGAUUUGCUUUUCUGCCUGAAGAACAGGGGAAGAAAACUAACACAGUAUAAGGGAUUAGAAUACAAAUCUAUUGGGUUGUUUUGCUCACUGUGGAAUGAAAUUCCAUUUGGCAUCUCUUAAAAUAAUGAACAACACCCCAGCUGAGUAUCCUAUUGUCUGUAUAGCUUGCUCGAGCUGGGGAACAGAGUUCUGGUAAUAUACAUAAACCAUUCAAGCUUUACAUUAUAAAUGAGAGCAAAGCAUUAUUGAAAAUACUGGGUCUGUGGUAUACCUGGAGGGUAAUUCAGUCCUGAUGUGUUACUAGGGGGAACUUAGGGAUUCUGGAUUCUAUUCUCUGCACUGCAACCAACUUCUUUCUAGGCAACUGGGGAUUUGGGCUGAGACUUUAAUUGGUGGUUGCUGCAUGUGACCAAAAUCCAUAUUCUAUUAUAUGGGCACAAAAAUAUUCUCUGUGCCACAGUAAGUAACUAGGUCUUGCUUCACUUUAAAGUUAAGCUUUGUGGGCAGCCAUGAACGCUAGUGGCCCUGGAUAUCCAUUAGCUUCUUUGUAUGUGGGAGAUCUUCACCCAGAUGUGACUGAAGCCAUGCUGUAUGAGAAGUUCUCACCAGCUGGACCGAUCAUGUCCAUCAGAGUUUGUCGGGAUGUUGCCACACGUCGAUCGCUCGGUUAUGCCUACAUAAAUUUUCAGCAGCCCGCUGAUGCUGAGAGGGCCUUGGACACCAUGAAUUUUGAAGUGAUCAAAGGUCGGCCCAUUCGAAUCAUGUGGUCCCAGCGAGACCCUGGCCUCAGGAAAUCAGGGGUUGGGAACGUAUUCAUCAAGAAUCUGGACGACUCCAUUGACAACAAAGCCUUGUAUGAUACGUUCUCAGCCUUUGGGAAUAUCCUUUCUUGCAAGGUGGUUUGUGAUGAGAACGGAUCCCGUGGUUAUGGCUUCGUUCACUUUGAGACUCAUGAGGCAGCAAAUCGGGCCAUUGACACCAUGAAUGGGAUGCUGCUCAAUGACCGCAAGGUCUUUGUCGGCCAUUUUAAAUCUCGUAGAGAGCGGGAGGCAGAAUUUGGGGCACGGGUGAUGGAAUUCACCAAUGUCUAUAUCAAGAACUUUGGGGAUGAUAUGGAUGAUGACAGACUGCGGGAAAUAUUCUCCAAGUUUGGGAAAACGCUGAGUGUCAGAGUUAUGAUGGAUGACACUGGUCGCUCAAAAGGGUUUGGGUUUGUCAACUUUGAGAAGCACGAAGAAGCCCAGAAGGCUGUGGCAGACAUGAAUGGGAAGCAGAUCAAUGGCCGGAUGGUGUUCGUUGGCCGAGCUCAGAAGAGGAUGGAGCGUCAGAGUGAACUGAAGCGUAAAUUUGAACAGAUCAAACAGGAGAGAGUGAGCAGAUACCAGGGGGUGAAUUUAUAUGUGAAGAACCUGGAUGAUGGUAUUGAUGAUGAGCGGCUGAGAAAGGAGUUCUCUCCAUAUGGUACCAUUACUAGUGCAAAGGUGAUGACAGAGGGUGGACACAGCAAAGGGUUUGGGUUUGUAUGUUUUUCCUCCCCAGAAGAGGCUACCAAGGCCGUGACGGAAAUGAACGGACGGAUCGUCAGCACCAAGCCUUUGUAUGUUGCCCUCGCUCAAAGAAAGGAGGAAAGAAAAGCGAUUCUCACCAACCAGUAUAUGCAGAGACUGGCCACCAUGAGGGCCCUGCCUGGCCCUCUCCUUGGCUCCUUCCAGGCACCCACAGGGUACUUCUUGCCUGCCAUCCCACAGCCACAAACCAGAGCUACUUUCUACAGUCCUAGCCCAGUUGCCCCAGUCCGUCCUGCUCCUCGGUGGAGCACACAGCCCUCCAGGCCUCCCUCAGCCUACCAUGCGGCUACUCCAAUCCUGAGGGCUGCAGCUCCACCCAGGCGCCUGCUAUCCAACAUCAGCACCAUGAGACAGGCAUCUACCCAGGUGCCCCGAGUGCCACCGCAUGCCCAGAGAGUGGCCAACAUAGGGACCCAGACGCUUGGUGCCCGUGCACCCACCUCACCAUCCCUGCUGCGGGGCGUGCCACAGUAUAAGUACUCUUCAGCAGUGAGGAACAUCCAGCCGAUGGGAAGCGUGGCACCUAUGCUGGUACAACAGAGAGAUGCUGUCUGGAAGCCCCUGGGUGCGGGUGGCCCUGAAGGAAGCCAGCGAUUGAACGGAGCUGUGCUCUAGUGAUGAGGGCAGGGACUGGGAUUCCUGGCUCUUGGGGGCCACUUCUGGCUCUGCCAUUGAUUCGUGUGUGAUCCUGGGCAGCUCACAAUCAGCGCAGCUGGGGCUUCUCAUGUGCAAAAUGGGGGUAACUUGCCUUGGGGCUGGAUUAAGGCCUAGGCACUACAGGUUCCUGCUUAGGGACUCAGCUGCUGGAGUUGUGUGAUUAUACCACUAUUUUUUAUUUUAUUUUUUUAAAUUAAAGCUGAAAUUUAACUUUCUAGCCUCAUGAUUGUGAAUAAAAGCUUGAAAACCUGAGUCAAGUGAAGUCUCAUUGCUUUAGGCUCCCUACACACUAGCUCGCAGAGGUGUGAAUAGUCCCCAGUGCACUUCAAUGGAACACCCCACUGCUCUGAGGGGCACUGCCAGCACCACUCCAGCUGAGAGCUGUGUGGCAGGAGAGGGCAGCAGGCACAACCCCCUACCCACACACACAUAUCCGGGCUGCUGUUGGGUAAGCAAACCUCCCCCCACUGCCACUCCUGCCUUUUGGUGGGGAGAACAGGCCUCUGUUGCCACUCCUAGUGAAGGGGCUGAUAAGUGGGCCCCAUGCUGCUGCCCUGCCUCUCUAGGCAGGGACACGGGCCAUGACUAUGCUACAGUGGCACAGCUAUAAAGCCUCCUGCAUCCCGUGGAAGGGGGUUUCCAUUGCUGUGAAAUUUUUCUCAGCCCUGAGUGACACAGUUAAGUCAACCUACAUUUUAGGUGGAGACCAGGCCACCUGAUGUGCCUAGGCCCUGGAUUGCCUUAAUCCAGCCCUGACUUGCCUUCCUCACAGGGGUUAAGGUUAAUGAUUGAGAUCCCCAAAUGAAAAGGAGCUGUAACUACCAAGCCCUCCCAAUAGACCGUGCCCUUCUUCCCUGAAUCCUUGCUUCUAAAAUAUGACUUGCGUGCCUUGAUUAAUCCAGAUGCUGCUUCCUGCCGUUCUGAGUGAUUCUAUCC
Chelonoidis abingdonii (Abingdon island giant tortoise) is the source of this 3942-nucleotide messenger RNA. Lineage: Eukaryota; Metazoa; Chordata; Testudines; Testudinidae. The record is from RefSeq and is a predicted model, not a curated record.